UUCACCUUAGUACUGUGGCUGUAUUGUAGUAUAUAUAUAAGUUGCAUUUUCCUGGGUCGAGAUUACGGUAUAUUAUAGGCUUGACCGCGAAAGCAAGUGAGAUGGCAUGCUAGCGAGCCUAAUCUCUCAGUGACGCGACGAAUUUAGCUAAUCACCCGGCUCUGAUUUUAUGGCUGUAAUGUCUUCGGGCUUUCACGAGCCUCAUCGGACUCUGCGAUUAGAUAUCUGUAGCUUCGAUGAAAAUAACCGUCAGUGCCUCCGGGGAUCCUUUGAAUUUAAAAAUCUUUGACUGGCGACUGCGAAAUCGUAAGAGGAUUCUCAGAAGUUGUUGUGGCUAUUUUUAAAGCUUCAUUUGGAGCAGUAUCGUACCUUUGAGGAGUACCGAUUAACUGGAUAUUGGCAGUGGGUUCGAAACGAUGCAGAUGGCGCUGGUUGCUACAGUUGAAAACAAUGGAGGAUCUUUCGUUGGGAAAGAUUUGUCAAAUUUUUGCUACGUUAAAUCUAUUGCAUUUGCGAUAACGGUUUUCGAUUCUCUCUCGUGUUCAGCGUUGACCGAUUGAUAAAAUUAAGCGAUUGGAAAAUGGCCAAUCAUCGUCCCUCGAAGAAUCGAACUCGCGGUCGAAGAUCGAACUGAAACGAGUUCUUGGCACUACCAAUAUGACAGAUCCGAAUUAUCAGGAGAAUAUCGGUAUUCGUGGAUCGUUGUCCACUGGCAAAGAUCGAUCUAUCGAGACUCCAGGAAAUUUCGAUCAAUCUACUCGUCCGGGAUAUAACAAAGGUCGGAGGUUAGAUCGUCCAGGUCAGGUCAAUGAUAACGCUCGCUUAUUGAUGUCAGAACAUCAAGGGGAAAUUUUGCCAAAUUCCAAAUUUCCAAUAAUCAUACCAAUCCCACCGCAAGAUGCCAGAGCUCUGGGACUGAGGAUUCCUGAACGAGACAGCGUUACGAGGGACACAGGCAGGAUGAAUUCGAAAAAUUCAAAACUCCCGCCGGAAAGUUCCAGAAGUUUUCAGGCUAAACUGGAACGUGGGUUAAGGAGUCUUACCAGUAGAAAUACAGAUAGAAAGUCGAAUCUCGAGCAACACAGAAACCUUCUGCCAUCCUUUUUGACUAAUGCUGGAGGAAAUCUCGGAAUUGGUAACGCUGCUCGAAGUAUUAAAAAAUCAAACGAACUGGUGGACAGUUCCGACAAACCUAGUGAUCCCGGCUCAAAAUCUAUGAGGCAACUGUACAGCAUGGCCGACUCCUGGAGCAGCGAUUCCGUAACAAGUCACUCGGAUAGUUGUACCUGCUGUCACGGGAAAGAAGCUUGUCCGAUACACGGGAAGGGUAUAGAUAAGAAAUAAAAUUAUUUACCGCUCAUUCGACCAUGUUAACACCCAAUAAAAAGUAACCAGUCUCAAA
Messenger RNA from Cephus cinctus (wheat stem sawfly), 1402 nucleotides. RefSeq lists its product as uncharacterized. The coding region runs from base 658 to 1344 and encodes 228 amino acids. The record is from RefSeq and is a predicted model, not a curated record. NCBI's taxonomy places the organism in Eukaryota, Metazoa, Arthropoda, Insecta, Hymenoptera, Cephidae. The transcript has a single exon.